Molecule: messenger RNA, 1655 nt
Organism: Cryptomeria japonica (Japanese cedar)
Lineage: Eukaryota; Viridiplantae; Streptophyta; Pinopsida; Cupressales; Cupressaceae
Product: cytochrome P450 716B1
Exons: 3
Coding region: 26-1594 (522 amino acids)
Biological process (GO): sterol metabolic process
Molecular function (GO): oxidoreductase activity, acting on paired donors, with incorporation or reduction of molecular oxygen; monooxygenase activity; iron ion binding
Source: RefSeq, a predicted model, not a curated record
AACGACUUGACCAUCUAAUCUACUAAUGAAGGAGCCAUUAACUAAAGCUCGAUAUUUAUCAUAUUUCCAAGAUAAAUCUGCGAUCCUAUUGCGAAAGAUGUCUGUGCCAUGGAUUCCAUACGACAGCAGCUGGAUCUCCAUCGGAACAGCUGCAGUAGUUGCCUGUGUCGUGGUUGGCAUAGCAUCUGCGUCUGCCAUAUUUUAUGCUCCCAUUCUCUGGGCCGCCAUAAGACUGCAAGCUACAAGAGAUAUGCCUCCCUUACCUCCAGGAAAGAUUGGAAUUCCUUAUUUGGGAGAAUCUCUCGACUAUAUGAGGUCGUGGAGUAACUUGCACAGCCUUGACAUGUGGUAUGAUACACGAAAGGCUAAGCACGGGGGAAUUUUCAAAACCCAUAUUCUGGGCAAACCCACAGUUGUUAUGUUGGGCGCGGAGGCCAACAAGUUUAUCCUUACCAACGAAGACAAGUUGUUCAGAAACCUGUGGCCUAAAUCUCUGAGAGUUCUGAUAGGGAAGCACUCCAUGACUAGUUCCCAGGGUGAUGAUCACAGAAGGGUGCGGCGGAUUAUACACUCUGUUCUGGGGAUCGAAAAUUUGAAGAAGUCAGUUGCGAGGUUUGAAAGACUUGUGCUGCAGCAUCUGGACUCCGAGUGGCGUUCUGGCCACGUCAUCUACGCCCACAACAAAUUGAGGGAAAUGGCGCUGUGUGUGGCAACCGAGUAUUUUAUGGGGUUGAGGGCAGGGGAAGAGUUGGAGAGCUUUACGCAGAACUAUUAUGAUUUGAACAAGGGGCUUCUUUCUCACCCUCUUGAUCUUCCCUGGACGGUCUUUGGCAAGGCCAAGCGCGCUCGAGUUGCCAUUGUUGCUCAAAUUGCUAAGCAGAUCCACCUGCGUAAAAAUUCCUUGGGCAAACGUGGGGAGGAGGAAGAGAACUUUUUGGACAUGGUGUUGAGGGCCCAAAAGGAAGGGGGCGAGUUUUGCUUGAGCGAUGAGGAGAUUAUAGACAACUUGUUGGGUUUUUUAAUUGGGGGAUUUGAUACUACUGCUUCCGCUUUGGCCACAGUUCUUAAGCAUCUCAGUCUCUCGCCACACGUCUUACAACGCCUUCGUAAAGAUUGCGAGAAGCUAAGAGAUAGCAAGGAGGUAGAAGAACGUCUUACCUGGAAUGAAAUUAAAAGUGUGAAAUUCAUGAGUAAUGUGGUAGCAGAAGGAAUGCGCAUUGUGCCACCUAUAAAUGGAGGAUUUAAAGAAGCAAAAAUAGACAUUCCUUAUGGUGGUUAUACCAUUCCAAAGGGAUGGAAGGUUCAUUUCUCUAUGAGACAAACAAGCAAUACAGAGGAGUACUUUCGAAGUCCAGAGAAGUUUUUCCCAGAUCGCUUCAAUGAACCACAAGAGCCAUUUUCCUACAUUCCUUUUGGGCAAGGAAAUCGAAUGUGCCCUGGGAAUGAGUUUGCAAAGAUAGAAAUGGAAAUAUUUCUCUAUCAUUUAGUGCUAAGAUACAAUUGGGAAUUGGUGGAGGUUGAUGAACCCAUUAGUAUCUCCUUUACUUCUCAACCCACACAUGGUUUACCUUUGAUGCUUAGAUCAGUAGCGUGAACAAGUUGAUGUGUAUGGGAGAAAAUAACAUGAUCAUCAAUAUAGUAUUUUAUGUCCCCCA